UAAAGCAGUUUCCCUCCGGCAUGGUGUGUUUACAACACAACCCAACAAUCCUGCCGAGGAUUCACCAGAGGCCAGUGAGGCAACACCUCUGUGGGUACAGAUUAUGCCAAACUAUUUUGGCUGGAGGGAAAUCUGAGCUGGUGUCGCCCCCUGAGUUCACCUUGUGGCCGUUGAUGGACAAUCCCUAUGAAGAAACAGGAUUACAAUGGGACAGAGUACCUCGGAACAAGAGGUCCAGGGAGACAACCCAGAGGACGGGUUUAAUAACUUCAAGUCAUUUGUGGAGGAGGAACUUCAGACGAGCAUGAUGGUGGGGAUGGUGAUUGGCGCAGGCAUCGCCAUAGUCCUCAUCGCCAUCCUCAUCUUCUUCGUAUUGCGGAGAAUUCAGCUUCGAAACCUCGAAGCUCAGGAGGCUCCCAAAUACCGCUUUCGCAAGAGGGACAAAGUCAUGUUCUACGGGCGGAAGAUCAUGCGCAAAGUCUCACAAUCUACCUCUUCCUUGGUGGGUACCGCCUCGUCCUCUCGGCCACGCCUCAAGAAGAAGCAGAAGAUGCUCAACAUUGCCAAAAAGAUCCUGCGCUUUAAGAAGGAAGUGCCCAUUCUACAAGCCAAGGAGCCCCCUCCCUCGGUGCUGGAGGCGGACCUCACUGAGUUUGACGUGGCCAACUCCCACCUCCCCUCCGAGGUGCUGUACAUGCUCAAAAAUGUCCGAGUUCUGGGUCACUUUGAGAAGCCGCUCUUCCUUGAACUCUGUAAACACAUGGUGUUUGUGCAGUUCCAACAAGGGGAGUACGUCUUCAGGCCGGGCCAGCCUGACAGCAGCAUCUACGUGGUUCAGGACGGGAAACUAGAAUUGUGCCUUACUGGAACGGACGGCAAAGAAAGUGUGGUGAAAGAGGUUUACCCUGGAGACAGUGUCCACAGCCUCCUCAGCAUCCUGGAUGUCAUCACAGGCCACCAGAAGCCUUACAGAACGGUGUCGGCCCGGGCUGCAGAGGUUUCCACUGUUCUCCGUUUGCCCGUUGAAGCCUUCCUCGCUAUAUUCGAGAAGUACCCAGAGAGCCUGGUGCGGGUCGUCCAGAUUAUCAUGGUUCGUCUUCAAAGAGUAACAGUCCUGGCUCUACACAACUAUCUGGGGCUCACCAAUGAGCUCUUCAGCCAUGAAAUGCAGCCCUCGCGUCUGCCACCCCCGUCUCCCCACCCGACUCGCACCAGUCCCAUCCGCCAUGGCAAGCGCUUUGGCAGCCUGACGGUGUCUGAGGAGCAACGGGAGGCCGCCAUCAAGGGAGAAGCUGCAGGAGGGGAACAAGGGAAGGAUGGAGCGACAGUGCCAACUCUUCUUCGAACCAUCUCCAUGCCUGUGGACAUUGCAGGUAUGCAGAAAAGUCUGAGGUCGGACUUUGACAUGGCGUAUGAAAGGGGGCGGAUCUCUGUCUCUGCAGAGGACGGAAACACUCCUCCUACUUUCACCCGGUCGACGUCUCAGGACCAGCGGGAGAGGAAGGUGACGGUGGACGAGGUCCCCUCAGGGAUCUAUCUGUACCCCGAGGAGGACACGGGAGUGGACAAUAUCUUCUCUCCAGUUUCCAGUCGCGCUAACGUCGCCCUGUUUGAGGAAGCGCAGAAAGAAAUCCUGAAGCUCAUGAAUAUCGAGGACCCAGCCUUGUUGAAUGGGAAAGUGACUCUGCAUCAUGCAAAAGCCGGAGCAGUCUUAGCCCGACAGGGAGACCAGGACGUGAGUCUGCACUUUGUCCUUUCCGGUUGUCUGCACGUCUACCAGCGGAUGAUUAACAAGCAGGAGGCCGUGUGCUUGUUUGUGACCCACCCAGGGGAGAUGGUGGGGCAGCUCGCUGUGCUGACGGGAGAGCCUCUUAUCUUCACCAUCAAGGCCGUCAGAGACUGUACUUUCCUCAAGAUCUCCAAGUCAGAUUUUUACGAGAUCAUGAGGGAGCAGCCCAGUGUGGUGCUGAGUGCAGCCCACACGGUCGCCAUCCGCAUGUCCCCCUUUGUCAGACAGAUGGACUUUGCUAUUGACUGGAUGGCUGUGGAGGCCGGCAGAGCCCUCUACAGACAGGACGACCAGUCAGACUGCACCUACAUUGUUCUGAACGGGCGUUUACGUUCAGUCAUCCGCAAGGCGAACGGCAAGAAAGAACUGGUGGGGGAGUACGGACGAGGAGACCUGAUCGGAGUGGUGGAAGCCUUGACCAGACAGCCGAGAGCCACCACGGUCCACGCCGUGAGAGACACCGAGCUGGUCAAACUCCCCGAGGGAACCCUCAACAACAUCAAGAGACGAUAUCCUCAGGUGGUGACGCGUCUGAUCCACCUGUUGGGACAGAAGAUUCUGGGGAACCUGCAGCAGGGCCGCGGGCCGUUCUCAGGUUCAGCCCUGACCAGCGCCGAUGUCACCAACCCCGCCAGCAACCUCUCCACGGUGGCUGUCCUGCCCGUGUGUGACGAGGUGCCAAUCAACGCGUUCAACCUGGAGCUCAGCCACGCCCUCAGUGCCAUCGGUCCCACUCUGCUUUUGACCAGUGACAUAAUCAGAGAGCGGCUGGGAGCUUCUGCUUUGGACAGUAUCCAUGAGUAUCGUCUCUCCGGCUGGCUGGCCCAGCAGGAGGAUAUUAAUCGGAUUGUCCUGUACCAGACGGACAACAGCAUGACCCCGUGGACUCAGCGCUGCAUCCGCCAGGCUGACUGCAUCCUCAUUGUCGGCCUGGGUGACCAGGAGCCUGCCCUGGGAGAGUUGGAGCAGAUGCUGGAGAACACAGCAGUUCGGGCUCUGAAGCAGCUGGUCCUUCUGCACAAAGAGGACGGGCCGGGCCCCUCCAGGACGGUGGAAUGGCUCAACAUGCGUAGCUGGUGCUCCGGCCAUCUGCACCUCAAGUGUCCCCGCAGGGUCUUCUCCAGACGCGGCCCCAACAAACUAAGGGAGGUUUACGAGAAGGUGUUUGAGAAGACGGCAGACAGGCACAGCGAUUUCUCUCGGCUGGCCCGAGUCCUGACCGGAAACAGCAUCGCUCUGGUGCUGGGAGGAGGCGGAGCCAGAGGCUGCUCUCAUGUGGGUGUGAUCAAAGCUAUGGAGGAAGCUGGGAUUCCUAUCGACAUAGUGGGCGGGACCUCAAUCGGCUCAUUCAUUGGUGCGCUGUACGCUGAGGAGAGGAGCGCCGUCAGAACCAAACAAAGAGCCAGGGAGUGGUCGAAGGCUAUGAACUCGGUAUUUAAGACCGUGCUGGACCUGACGUAUCCCAUCACCUCCAUGUUCUCCGGCUCUGCCUUCAACACCAGCAUCUAUAAAGUGUUCCUGGACAAGCAGGCCGAGGACCUGUGGCUGCCGUACUUCAACGUCACCACUGACAUCACAGCGUCAGCCAUGAGGGUUCACCAGGAUGGUUGCGUCUGGCGCUAUGUUAGAGCCAGCGCCUCCUACACCCCCUAUUUACCUCCCCUGUGCGACCCCAAGGAUGGCCACUUGCUUGUGGAUGGUUGCUAUGUUAACAAUGUCCCAGGCUCUCUGUGGCGCUAUGUGCGAGCGAGCAUGACCCUCUCGGGGUAUCUGCCGCCUCUCUGCGACCCCAAAGAUGGCAACUUGCUAAUGGACGGUGGCUACAUCAACAACCUGCCAGCCGACAUUGCAAGGAACAUGGGUGCAAGAACGGUCAUCGCCAUCGAUGUGGGUAGCCAAGACGAGACUGACCUCUGUAACUAUGGCGACAGCCUGUCCGGCUGGUGGUUGCUGUGGAAACGGAUCAAUCCCUGGGCAGAGAAAGUGAAGGUUCCAGACAUGGCAGAGAUCCAGUCUCGGUUGGCCUACGUGUCCUGUGUGCGUCAGUUAGAGGUAGUGAAGAAGAGUGCCUACUGCGAGUACAUCCGGCCACCAAUCGACCGCUUCAAGACCAUGGACUUCGGCAAGUUUGACGAAAUCUACGACGUGGGCUUCCAGCACGGCAAGUUGUUGUUCACUGGCUGGGCUCGAGGCGACAUCAUCGAGAACAUGCUGAAGGAUCACCGCUCGGCCGACUACAAUGAAAGCAAGAGAGCUGAUUCCUGCACGUGUCCAGGAGCCGACUUCACUGACCUCGCAGAGAUCGUAUCCAGGAUUGAACCGGUCCAAAGCUAUGUCGCUGCAGAAGCGGAGGAGUCGGACUGUCUGACGGAGUACGAGGAAGACGGGAUGGACACGGUGAGAGAGGAGGAGGGGGAGGAGGAGGAGGAAGAGGCAGAGGAUGCUGAGGAUCACUCCCCCGGAGAGUGGGGCCAGAACGGAGUCUUUCAAACGGAUGAGGAAAAAUGUGUGAGACAGCGCAGGAAGUUCACCAGUGACACGUCUGAAGUCUCCGACUGCUGACAGCGGGCCGUGGAGGAGGAGAGGGAGUUCAAACGAGAGUGAGGGCCAAAUAAAGGGUCCGAGGCGGUCCGAGGCUGGAGACGUGAAUACCACACUGGACUCUUUCAACUUCUGAGACUCUUUAAAAAGAACUUUCACUGGCUUCAUCGUUUCACAAGCUGAAAUACCACACACACAGGUUUCCUCUCAUCGCUUUUUACACCAGACUGAAUCAUUGCCAGAAUCCCUGCCUGCCAACUCCCGAACCUGCCAAAACCAGUUCUCAAACAAAAAAAACCCCACAACCAAACAGGGACGCUUUCGAUCUUCACGUUCACUCAGAAGGACCGAGCCUCCGAGUCCCAGUCUGUGUCGCUGCUUCUCUCUUUCAUCGCACUCCUCUCUUUGUUUUUAAUAAUAUAGUCGAUGAAUUGAUGACGCUCGCUGUUCAGACGAGUGUGAGCUGCCUGAGUGCUGGGAGGAGAGUGUGCUUUGAUUUGUUGAAAUAGAAACAGGAAACGCAGAGGCAAAGUCAGAAAUGAAUCAAAUAGAUCCGUUCAAGGUGGUUUAGUUUAGAAGUAGAAGAAUGGAAGAGAAGUGGUUCCCAAAUCUUUCCUUGGGUUGCGAUAUACCCCCCCAAACUUCUUCUUAUCUGUAGAAUUAACUUUGAACAGUAGCUGCUUACAGACUGUAAUCACUCCCUCAACAGCGCUCGCUGUAACAAAGUUCUGUCGUCUCUCCCCCUUUGUGUCUCUGUGUGUCGUUUUAAAUUGGGGUAAGGCCUGUGAGGCACGCUGUGUGAACACACACACACUCCAACGCCUUCACCCAGACGUCCCUACUCCGUGCGUGCAGACGAGGUCUUGGACAAAUGUCUGCAAAUAAAGAGUUGCAACUCAAGGUUUGUGACAAAUAACUGAACAAACUAACUUUUACUAUAGAAGGUGCAGCCGCUGCAAAAAAAACCUUCAGAGGGCGCCUGUGGAGUGAGCGAGGCUGCGUGUGCAUACGGGCGACCAAAUAAAAUAAGUGUGGAAAAAUACAUUUGAACAUAUGAAGAACUCUCGCUGUAGCGUCGCUCCUAGAAGAGGAGGUGGAAAUGUCAUAAGCGGAGGUAAAGCCUCCUACUUGAUAUGAUAUGACGUGACAUUGACGAGCGCUGCGACUCCGCGUCUUGAAAAACUUGUCGUGCGGCAGCAGAGAAGAGCGCCCGGUGAGCGCUGUACCAGAGGAAAACAACAGACUAGCUGCCGAUGCUUUUCCAGCGACGGGCCUCUGAGUAAUCGGGCCCUUACGCAUCUUCUACAUGUUUUAAUCGUGAGAGCUUACGUUGCUUUUGAUCGAUUUUCUCAUCACUGAAUCUGAUACGACGUCUCUGAAGCUCGUCACUUCAUGCUGUCGAGAGCUAACGCUAACUGAGUCACCAUAACGUUCAUUCUGCAGUCCUUCUGCACAAUUGGCCCUCUUUGCCAGCAGUGCAGAGCUGACUGCAUUGUUUUUGUUAAGCCUCGCUGCGCCCCCGACAUAACUUCAGACCCCCCUCCCCUCAGUUUGGGAAUCACUGAAGUAGAGAAUCAGGCAGGAAGCUUUAGGAGAAAUAGAUUUUCACGUAGAAUCUAAAGUAGACAGAACGGAGCUGGACCGGUAUUGUGACGAUGACUGAACACUGAAGGAUUUUAACGGCGGUUAAACAAGAACAACGGAGACGUUUAAAUUUAAAGUUAACGGACACUAGGAGAGAAAGAGAAAGAGCGUGAUUUUCUCUCGGCGGACUAAAGGAUGACAGAACAUGAAGAACAUGUGUGGGGGUGAAUGAGAUGAUUUUAAGUGUGUGUGCGUGUGUGUGCGUGUGUGUGUGUGUGUGUGUGUGUGUGUGUGUGUGUGUGUGUGUGUGAGCGCGCGUGUGUGUGCAUGGAGUUGUGUUUUGCGUGAGAUGAAGACGAUGCCUUUUCAACCAGUGUUAUAGAUCCACUCGCAGAGAGCCGUGAGUGUGGAGAGGAGCGACCACUUCACCGACACUACAAACAGGUGUGAACAUCCAGAGGUCACGUGCUGACCUCGAGGUUCAGGUGUGUGUCACUGAGUCUCAGCAACUGCAGAUGAAGAAUAAUAAGUCAGAACGCCAAGUCAUCCUUCACCUCGUCCUGUAACUUUAACACUGUAACUAACAUGGACCUCUUCUAGAAAUGUAAGGAGAUUAAAUAAUGAUACACAUGAUGUUGAUAUUGAUAAAUCUGUAUAUGAGGUGUAGAUUGGUACGUUGAUGCUUCGCUGCAGAACAAGAGGAAAAGAUUUCCCCUCUUCCAUCCUGCUUUGUUUUAUUUAUGUGUUAACUCGGCUUUUUAAAAACUGCUUUUCUUUUCUGUUUUUUUUUUAAUUGUGUUUGGGGAGAGGGUGUGGUCUAAUUUAAAUAACUUGGCUUUAGCUGUUUUGCACUGAAACAUUUGAAGUGUUCUCUGCUCCGAGUGUGUUUGGUGAUUGUUUGCCAACAUCCUUGAGAUGUCACGGGAAUCUAAAGACUAAAAAAAACAGAUGAUUUAAUACGCAUAUUGGAAAAUAAAUAGAAUAUGCAUCACUUCA
Labrus mixtus (cuckoo wrasse) is the source of this 6910-nucleotide messenger RNA. RefSeq names its product patatin-like phospholipase domain containing 6 (gene pnpla6). Gene Ontology annotation, molecular function: phosphatidylcholine lysophospholipase A1 activity. Gene Ontology annotation, cellular component: endoplasmic reticulum. The transcript is spliced from 37 exons. Lineage: Eukaryota; Metazoa; Chordata; Actinopteri; Labriformes; Labridae. Gene Ontology annotation, biological process: phosphatidylcholine metabolic process. Bases 206 to 4351 code for a protein of 1381 amino acids. The record is from RefSeq and is a predicted model, not a curated record.